This is a messenger RNA of Psilocybe cubensis, 1491 nucleotides long. RefSeq names its product putative FAD-linked oxidoreductase. The coding region runs from base 1 to 1491 and encodes 496 amino acids. The transcript has 10 exons. Lineage: Eukaryota; Fungi; Basidiomycota; Agaricomycetes; Agaricales; Agrocybaceae. Gene Ontology annotation, molecular function: FAD binding. The record is from RefSeq and is a predicted model, not a curated record.
AUGGGUACACGUCUUUGGAAGGCAGCUGUUACAGCAAUCUGUAGCUUACCGUUGGUCUUUGGAACGAUUAUCGCAGACAACAACCGAAGGGCUGUUCUUCCUGACGCCGUCUGCAUCCAGAUCAGCAAGGCAAUAUCUUCGGCCAGCGGAGUGUUCCACCCAGGGGACCCGUUGUACGACAAGGGGAUAUUUCAUUAUGCGAUCUCCAGCUCACAGAACGCGACUUGUGUAGUCGAACCAGGAACACCAGCGGACGUUGGAAAAAUUCUAACCAUACUCGGACGAACACGAACACCAUUCGCAGUGAAGGGCGGCGGACACAUCGCGAACCAGGGGUUUUCGUCCACAACCGGUGUUCAGAUCGCGAUGUUCCGCUUUUCGGAGGUCAAUUACCAUCGCGCGUCGCAGACGAUUGACUUGGGUCCUGGGUUGAUAUGGGACGAUGUGUACGCUGCACUGCAGCCUUUCGGGGUCACGGCGAUAGGGGGACGCGUAACUGGAGUUGGAGUGGCUGGGUUUACACUCGGCGGUGGGUACUCGUAUAAGACAAAUCAGUUUGGGCUCGCGGUCGAUAAUGUGAUUUCGUAUCAGCUCGUUAAGCCCGAUGGAAAGGUUGUUGAAGUUACUCAAGCUUCGGAUCCUGAACUGUUCUUCGGAUUGAAGGGUGGCCAUAAUAACUUUGGUAUUGUAACUAGAUUUACUGUGAGGGCAUUCCCUCAAACGCAAGUCUGGGGCGGGAGCAUAGUUUCUGAUGCGUCGACUGUGGAUGCUCUGACAGCGGCCACACUCGCAUUCCAGACGAAUACAGACCCCAAGGCCGCUGCAAUAAUAGGAUUCUCAUGGGAUCCAACGAGUAGCCAAUUGACUGCGCUCGCGUUUCUCUUCUACGAUGCGCCCACACCGCCGCCAGGCAUAUUUGAUGGGUUUUUGGAUAUCCAGCCACUUUCGUCCGAUGUUGGUACGAGGGAUUACCUCAAUCUUAUACAGUCUGCGCCUCUGAAUGCAACUCAGGGGACAAGAUUUGCUUAUAAUGCCCUUCCUAUGCUCAAUUUUACGCCUGGAAUAUCUCAAUUACUGGUGAAUGAAACAGUCUUCUGGGGGAAGGCUUUAGCGAAUAAAAGCGAGAUCAGCGUCGCGUACCUGGCGGAAUUGUUCCUACCAAACAUCUAUUCCCACAACACCGACAAAACAGCAUACCCACCUGUACGAACCAUCCCAUUCAAGCCCUUCAUGCUAGACUACAACUGGGCCUCUGAGGAAUUCGACAAGGAUUGGCACGACGCUGCUGUCGCUAGCUCUGCGCACAUUCGUAACGCCGCCGUUGCCCAGGGACAAACGGAUGUUCUAAGAUCGCCUGUGUAUCCGAAUUAUGCGCUUGCUGGUACACCGCUGAAGGAGAUGUAUGGCGAUAAUCUUCCGGCGCUGCGUGUGUUGAAGGCGCGAGUUGAUCCUGAUAAUGUUAUGGGUCUUACUGGAGGAUGGAAAUUUUGA